Molecule: messenger RNA, 783 nt
Organism: Paramecium pentaurelia
Lineage: Eukaryota; Ciliophora; Oligohymenophorea; Peniculida; Parameciidae
Source: the annotation of a GenBank genome assembly
AAUGUUUGAAGGCACUAGAUUGUAAUAUAUAGUCCCUGGAUAUACAGGACAUAUACCAAAAAGCUUUUUUGAACAAUAAGUUGGAUAUUAUUAAGAAGAAAAGCCACAAAAUCACAUUCCAGGUAAAAAGUUAUAUAAAUCUAUUUAGGUUAUGCUGGUGAGAUCAAAUCAAUGAAAGCUGAAAACCUAUUUGCUUAAACUUAUGGGAAAAUAACUUACCAAAUAUAACAUGAUGAUUAUUACAAAGGAUAAGAUGUUCCACCUGAAUUAAGAUAUAAAUCAUAACUAUAAGACACAUAUCAAAAUUAAAAUAAAGUACAACUCAGAACAGCUGCCGAAAUAGUUGGUGUGAAACCAAAACCUAUUGAAUAUAAGAUUGUAAUUCAAAUAUUUAAACAAAUUAUUAGCCUUAAACUGAAACUGCUAAGAAUUUCUUUAAGUUGGAUGAAUAAGGUAAUCCAAGAUUGAAGGAAUCACUCAGUAAUUGGAAGAGUGAAUAUGAAUAACAUUCAGAAACUAUUGAUGAAGCUACUCAUAAGUUUCAUGGAGACCCUGGAUAAAAAGUACCAAGUAUAUAUAUAUUAAAAUAAAUUUUAGUUCCACUUGGUGAUCCAUUACCUGGUUAUACUGGUAUGCAAAAGAGAGUAGUUGCAGCUAAUAUUUUUGGUCAAACUUUUGCAAAUGCUCGUAAAACUGCUUUACAAGAUGAUGCAAAGAUCAAAGAUGAAAAAAUGAAUACAUUUAAACAAUAAGCUUCAUUUAUUCCAGCUUUAAAAAGAUGAU